Messenger RNA from Mycotypha africana, 1371 nucleotides. Its product is annotated as tubulin gamma chain. NCBI's taxonomy places the organism in Eukaryota, Fungi, Mucoromycota, Mucoromycetes, Mucorales, Mycotyphaceae. The transcript has 7 exons. Gene Ontology annotation, cellular component: nucleus; cytoplasm; centrosome. Gene Ontology annotation, biological process: meiotic spindle organization; mitotic cell cycle; microtubule nucleation. The record is from RefSeq and is a predicted model, not a curated record. Gene Ontology annotation, molecular function: structural constituent of cytoskeleton; GTP binding. Bases 1 to 1371 code for a protein of 456 amino acids.
AUGCCAAGGGAAAUCAUUACUUUACAAGCAGGCCAAUGUGGUAAUCAGAUUGGUAGUGAAUUCUGGAAGCAGAUCUGUGCAGAGCAUGGGAUCAGUAAUGACGGUACCUUGGAAGAUUUUGCAACAGAAGGUGGCGAUAGAAAAGAUGUGUUUUUCUAUCAGGCCGAUGAUGAACAUUAUAUACCACGAGCACUUCUACUAGACCUUGAACCAAGAGUGAUCAACACUAUCAAAGCUGGAGCAUUCGCGAAUUUAUACAACCCAGAAAAUAUAUAUACUUCCAAAGACGGCGGUGGUGCAGGAAACACAUGGCCGAAUGGCUAUACACAAGGCGAAAGAAUGUGUGAAGAUAUACUGGAGAUGGUGGACAGGGAAGCAGACAAUAGUGAUUCAUUAGAAGGUUUCAUGUUAUUACAUUCUAUCGCAGGCGGUACUGGAUCUGGGCUUGGGUCAUUCUUAUUAGAAAAACUCAACGAUCAUUAUCCAAAAAAACUCAUUCAGACUUAUUCAGUCUUUCCCAAUUCUGAAGAAGUAUCCGAUACAGUCGUUCAACCUUAUAACAGUAUGCUAGCGCUUAAAAGACUCACGAAUAACGCAGAUUGUGUGGUAGUAUUAGAUAAUGCUGCUCUAGCGCGUAUUGCAACAGAUCGAUUACACAUUCAUCAGCCUACUUUCGAACAAACCAAUCAACUUGUAUCCACCGUCAUGUCAGCAAGUACUACGACAUUAAGAUAUCCAGGCUAUAUGAAUAAUGAUCUCGUCAGCAUUGUGGCAUCUCUAAUACCAACACCUCGUUGUCAUUUCUUAACAACAGCAUAUACACCAUUUUCGAGUGAACAAGUUGAGAAGGCUAUCUCAGUACGAAAAACAACAGUAUUAGAUGUGAUGAGGCGAUUAUUAGGACCUAAAGCUCGUAUGGUUUCGACAGGAUUAUCGAGAACCAGCUGUUACAUAUCCAUCUUGAAUAUUAUCCAAGGCGAUGUGGACCCUACUGAGGUGCAUAAAUCUUUACUACGCAUUCGAGAACGAAGAUUAGCUCAGUUUAUACCAUGGGGUCCUGUUAGUAUUCAAGUGGCCCUAUCUAAGAAAUCACCCUAUAUCCCCGCAGAGCAUCGUGUGAGUGGCUUGAUGCUGGCUAACCAUACUGGUAUCACCUCUUUAUUUCAGCGUACAUGCGAUCAAUAUGACAAACUGAAAAAGCGAAAUGCAUUUUUGGAACAAUACAGAAAAUACAGCAUGUUCGCGGAUGACUUGGAUGAGUUUGAGGAUUCAAGGAAUGUUGUGCAGGAGUUGAUUGAUGAAUACCUGGCAAGUGAGACGCCGGAAUAUGUAAACUAUGGUUUAAACGCAUCACCAAUGGAAACAUCUUAA